AUGGCUGCAGGUCUAAACACUGAAAGGGAUGCCAAUCCCAGCCAACCCGAAGUAGAGAAAACACUUGCAGAUUUUGAUCCUGUAAAGAAACCAAAAAGAAACAAAAUUGCUUUUGCUUGUGCAAUCUUAGCUUCCAUGACUUCAGUCUUGCUUGGUUACGAUGUCGGAGUAAUGACUGGAGCUAACAUCUACAUCCAACAUGACUUUAAACUCAGUGACUUUCAAGUAGCAUUACUUGUGGGAACUUUUAACUUGUACUGUCUUGUUGGCUCCGCCGUUUCUGGCCGGAUCUCGGAUUGGAUUGGUCGUCGAUACAGUAUUGUGGUGGCCGGAGCCAUUUUUUUUGUUGGAGCUCUACUCAUGGGAUUUGCCACAAAUUAUGCCUUUCUCAUGUUUGGUCGCUUUGUCGCUGGUUUUGGAGUUGGUUAUGCCGUCCUGAUUGCCCCAGUUUACACUGUUGAAGUUUCUCCAGCCUCUUCUCGUGGAUUUCUCACCUCUUUUCCAGAAGUGUUCAUUAACGCUGGGAUCUUACUUGGAUAUGUAUCGAAUUAUGCGUUCUCUAAGCUCCCAACUAACCUAGGUUGGCGAUUCAUGCUUGGAAUUGGAGCAGUUCCUUCAGUUUUCUUAGCUUUGGUUGUUUUAGGCAUGCCCGAGUCUCCACGGUGGCUAGUCAUGCAAGGUCGACUCCGUGAUGCCAGAAAAGUUCUUGACAAAACCUCCGAUUCUAAAGAAGAAUCCCAAGAAAGGUUAUCGGACAUAAAAGAAGCCGCCGGAAUUCCGCAAGAUUGCAACGAUGACGUUGUCCAUAUGCAAAAACAGAGUCAUGGCGAAGGUGUUUGGAAAGAAUUACUCGUUCAUCCAACACGUUCUGUUCGUCACAUCUUGAUUUGUGCGAUCGGUAUUAAUAUCUUCCAACAAGCUUCAGGAAUAGAUGCGGUCGUUAUGUACAGUCCGAGGAUCUUCGAAAAGGCGGGAAUCACAUCAUCCAAUGAUAAAUUACUAGCAACUGUAGCGGUUGUAUUCACCAAAACCGUUUUCAUAUUAGUGGCCACUGUUUUACUAGAUAGGAUUGGACGACGCCCGUUGCUUCUAAGUAGUGUUGGGGGUAUGAUACUGUCCCUAGCAACCCUCGGAUUCGGGCUGACGAUGAUUGAUCAUUCACAUGAGAAACUAUCAUGGGCCGUUGCAUUAUCAAUUGCUAUGGUAUUGGCAUUUGUUGCAUUCUUUUCCAUAGGAUUGGGACCGGUAACUUGGGUUUACAUUUCAGAGAUUUUCCCACUAAGAUUACGUGCUCAAGGUAUAAGUAUGGGAGUGGCAGUUAAUAGAGUGACAAGUGGGGCAAUAUCUACAACUUUUAUUAUGCUAUACAAGGCCAUUACUAUUGGUGGAGCCUUUUUCCUUUUCGCUGGAAUUGCAAUGGUGGGAUGGGUGUUCUUUUUUGCAUGUUUGCCUGAGACACGAGGUAGAACUUUAGAGGAUAUGGGAGUGCUUUUUGGUAAUGUUAUCAAAUGGAGGUCUGUUUUAAACGAUGAACAGAAGGAGGAGGAAGUUUGGGGUGAAAAUGGUGGUAAAAUUCAGAUGGGAACUAAAGGUUAA
Dovyalis caffra is the source of this 1596-nucleotide messenger RNA. NCBI's taxonomy places the organism in Eukaryota, Viridiplantae, Streptophyta, Magnoliopsida, Malpighiales, Salicaceae. The record is from the annotation of a GenBank genome assembly.